UUGUUUAGGUAUCGCGAAGAGCACCGGUAUCGAUUGCUGCGUGAAGCCGUCAUAGCGCUCCAAUCGGCGUUCAGAGGCCGUGAAGCCAGGAAAAGGAUCGGAGAUAUACCACGCCAACGAGGGCGGAUUCGGGUGAAACGAGUUCAGGCGGUGAAGCUCCCAGUAUUCGAUCUCGACAAUCCUCAAUCAUUGGCUGUGUUCGGGUUAAGCGAUGAUGACGAUCUCGAAAGUGAUGACGAUGACGGCGAAUCGACUCAAGAUGGUCUGGAUGAGGAUGUGUCCGAAAGCAGCGUGCUGGGUGAAAUCGAUGAUGAGGCGAUCGAGCUCGACGCGACGUUCAUUCUCGAAGAUACUAAGUUGAAGCUUAUUGAAGAUUCCUGCGAUCUUGCCAGCCAUCGCCGGCAAUCCCUUGCCCCAACCGCUUCCACAGCAAAGUUAAAGAUGUUGAGAAGAGCGAACAGUACAGACAGUAAUACGAUGGUUCGUACAGAUGACACUUUCAAACCUCUUCAGCUCGGAAGUCCAACGGCAAAGAAAAAGACGGGUAGCCGUAUGGGCUUCACAAAAGCCAAGAAGAACUUGAAAGCGUUAUUUGGUCGACGAAGUGAUAGCAUCAACGAGUAUGACGGGGUUGACAACGAGUUGCCAGCAAGCAACGAAUUAUCCCUUCCCUCCGUCACACCGGACCAUCACCUCAAGGUGUCACGACUGCAUAGGCAGGAACCUUGUGCGGUUUGCAAUCGACAUCUCAGCGGCUUCAUCACUCAGGUCUACAAAUGUACCCAGUGUAAGCUGUGUUUCCACAAGGAAUGCUCCUCCUUCGCGAAGUCCCUUCCCUGCCAACCGUCGUCGCCGCUGAGGUCGCCGACAAGGUUCGGCUCACCACGACGAGCAUGGGAUAUUGUAAGCAAACCGCGACCGUCGAUGGCAAGUGAGACAACCUCCAGUUAUUCACGAUCAUUCAAUCUCAACAAAACAAAGCAACAGACGGAUCCGGGUAAUAUGAUCGUCGAGUCUACGGAGGAUUUGCGCCAAUUCAGUGUGUUCAUAUUCAAAAAACAAUCGAAUUUGGACCAAAAGGCCAGCAAGAGGGACACGGUCGUGGAUGCACUCUUCAAAAAAUCGCUCAGAGAGUUCCACAUGGAACUCAUCGGCUACGAAGCUGUGCUUAAUGUGAGUUUUUUUUAUAUGGCAACCUUCUCCAAUCGGAUCACCUUAUGA
Molecule: messenger RNA, 1221 nt
Organism: Cooperia oncophora
Lineage: Eukaryota; Metazoa; Nematoda; Chromadorea; Rhabditida; Trichostrongylidae
Source: the annotation of a GenBank genome assembly